UGUACCUAUUCUACAUCUUUAUUCCUAAGAAGUCCGACAUGUCGCGCAGCAUUCUGUACAUCGCAUUCUUUGCUGCGUGUUGCGCCGUCAUCCACGCAACGCCUUUGAACGGCAUUCCUGAGCUUCCAUCACUAAAUCUUGAUUUCCCUCCACCAGUUCCAAAUGCACCAGACCUCCAAACCGCGGGUGCCUACCCGACCAACAGCCCCAUCAGACCAGACGGGAAACUAUCCGGGGCCCUUGCAAACCAGAACAUUUUCAUGGAGCCGUUAGGUGGCGUCGAAUUUGGAAAAUCGUUUGGCGGGUUUGGUAAGCAGAUAGGAGGAACUGGAAUGAACUCCGGAUUUAACCAGAACACUGGGACUGGUUUUGGAUCUCCUUCUUUGGGACAGCUGGGCAUGAAAUCCGGCUUUGGAACACCUUCCGGAUCCUUUGGAGAAGUCCCAAAUGCAGGUAUAGGCCAAAUGGACAUAUACUCCGGCAUUGGAAAUCCCUCCGGAUUCUUAGGAGAAGUCCCUAAUGCAGGUGCAGGGCAACCUGUCGUAGAUCUUGGACUGACAAGCGGACAAGGAAGUGCGCCCACUAGUGGGCAAGUCCAGCCUCAAACCAAUACUUAUAGGUCAGGCACUCCUCAAGUUCCCGGAAUUAGAGGCGGCGUGAGAAAUAUCAGCAGACGACCCAUGCCGUUCAUGCCGAUUUUCACACCACCGCCCGUAAUUCUCCUACCCCCACGCCGGUCGUUCUCAUUCAUGUUUGGGCGUCGACCUCGGCUCGUUACAAUCCCACUUAUUCCUCUAGGAGCACCAGUGCCGAUCUCGAUGGCGCGAAGACCAUUUUAGACAUGUGUUUUUUGCAUAAUCCAAGGGCCUCGGGAUGAGAUGGAGAUGACGUCAUGGAUCUGUACGUUGUAUUUGUAGUGCCACGUCAGCAUUAAACUUCAGUGCAAAAAAACUCCCAACUACUUGCGUGUUUGUGCUGUCCACUUGGUACCGCGACUUUAAAUGCUUUUGUACGUUAUGUAACGUCUAUUUGUUGAGUAAUAAAUGUUGCCAUUUUG
This is a messenger RNA of Ostrea edulis (European flat oyster), 1057 nucleotides long. RefSeq lists its product as uncharacterized. NCBI's taxonomy places the organism in Eukaryota, Metazoa, Mollusca, Bivalvia, Ostreida, Ostreidae. The coding region runs from base 39 to 839 and encodes 266 amino acids. The transcript is spliced from 2 exons. The record is from RefSeq and is a predicted model, not a curated record.